UCGUCUCGCGCGGAAUCGCGAGUGCAAGAGUGUACCGCGUUCGGUAUCGAACUCCUGGUGACUUGAAUCUCGCUAGAGUGUCUUACAAGCCCGCGAAAGCGAUAACCUAAUUUAUACAUAUCCAUAUAAUCGCGCCGUUGCAUCGCAAUUUGCAACUUUCAACGUUGCGGUGCGGUACAGCAUCGUUGUAGCCAUCUUUUUUUCCGCGGAUAUAUAACGCUGUUCGUCGGCGACGUAUUUUUGCGAGUGAUCAAGUUUUUGAGCUGACCGGGCGAUUACAUAUAAAUUGUUACAUAUAUACAUAUAUAUAUAUAUAUGUACAUAUAACGAUAUAUAUAUACAUAUAUAUAUAUCGCUUUCGUGGCUUGUGUAUCCGUGAAAUACGCCGUGACAGCGAUCGAGAGGCAACUUCGUGAAGCCGCUAUAAGGAUCGCUGUGGCAAGUUCGACUCAAUCGAUACUAGGGUCCAGGUAUGCGCCGGGACUCGAGACGCAUAAAUGCGCCCGGAAUCAGAACGCGGAGCAGCUGAACUUCCAAGGCCGGUCUGGCAUCAAUACAUAUAUAUUGCACAUUUAUUUUCUAUUUAUUUUGUGACUGCUUAGAGAGAAAGAGAGAGAGAGAGAGAGAAAGAUGAGAGCGUUCGAAAGCGCAGGCUGGCCUACGAGCGGGGAAGACGUAGUAAUGGAUUUGUUUAUAUUUUUUGUAUUUGCCGAUGAUCCCGUCGACGGUUGUUUCACUGGACGGUACCAGUUGGAGUAUACAACAGCAACCGCAAGCCCAAUUGUUGGUGAUCGCGCAACAGCAACAGCAGCAACAGCAACGUCAACUGCAGCGAAAUCAGAUCGUCUCGUCGAAUCAGGCAUCGUCGUCGGGAGGUGACCUGCAACAGCCACAGUGCCACAAAAUGACUGACCAACGAGAACAGCAACAGCAGCAGUCGCAAUCUCAAGCUCAGCAACAACAGCAGCAGCAGCAGCAGCAUCACCAAAACAAAAGCCACGAUGAACCGCGAACGAAUCUGAUUAUCAAUUACCUUCCGCAAAACAUGAACGAGAAGGAGCUGUACAGUCUGUUUGUGACGAUUGGUCCGGUCGAGUCCUGUCGAGUCAUGAAGGAUUACAAGACUGGUUACAGUUACGGCUUUGGUUUCGUGAAUUAUGCAAAAGCUGAGGAUGCCGCGACGGCGAUAAGCACAUUAAACGGGCUUCAAGUGCAAAAUAAACGUUUGAAAGUGUCUUUCGCUCGACCUUCUGGAGAAGAAAUCAAGGAAACCAAUCUUUACGUUACGAAUUUACCAAGAAAUAUAACGGAGAGUCAGAUCGACGAAAUUUUCAGCAAAUUCGGCAAUAUUGUGCAGAAAAAUAUAUUAAAGGAUAAAUUGACCGGUUUACCGAGAGGGGUAGCAUUUGUGAGAUUUGAUAAAAGGGAGGAAGCUCAGGAAGCUAUUGCACAACUUCACGGUACAAUACCGGACGGUGGAUCGGAGCCACUUAGCGUAAAAAUUGCGGAGGAACACGGAAAACAAAAGGCAGCGUAUUAUGCGGGCUGGCAAGCUGGAUACAAUCAAAGCCGCGGAGAGCGUCUGUACCCGGCGAGGAAUAAAUAUCAGCGCUAUGCUCAUUAUCUUUAUUAAAUAGUGAACGAUUAUCGUUGUUGUGUCGCCAUGUCGUUGAACGUUCCAUACUAUAUACACGAACACGGUCCUUCCUGCAAUUGCAAUUAAACGAGGAUCCACGCGAGCAACCGUUCGUGGAACCUGGAGAGAUUACGGCCGUGUAUGUCACAAUGUGUUCCACCCGAUGUAACGUGAUGUAAUCGCGCGAGGAACGUUCGCCGCUCGGCGAUCCAUGUGAUAGGAGCAAUCUUAAUAAAUUGUUCGCCGAAUCGUUGAUUAUUUGUAUAAAUUGUAUCGAUUUUAUCGAUAUUAAUUGUAGCGCCUCUCUUGUAAUUAGGACAAAAAAUAAUUUCCAAAUUAAAUCUAAAUCUUUUGGUAUCGAGGAACAUUGCGCGUAUUUCAAUAGAAGUAUGAUAUGUAAUUUUGUGUACUGGAUGAAAAUCCAUGAAGGCGAUUUUGAUGUGACGGAUUAUUUUCUCAAUGCGGUUUCUAAAAAUUAUAUUGACUCUAUAAGAGAGCGAAACGGAUAUUAUACUUAUUUCAAAAGCUCUAGUUUAACUUGUAAAAUUCGACAGAAAUUAUUUUAUAAAUGUUGAUUAAAUAUACUAUCUCUUGAUGCUUGUAUUCGCAAGGCGAGAAGUUUGAAAAAGGAGAUGCGCGAAUAUAAAAUUGCAUUGAAUAUAAAUAGUAAAAGUCUUCGAUAUAACUUGGACAGUAAUUAUAUCAAAAAUUAUCAAUACCAAAUACCGCAAUAUAUAUGAUUUUUGCUCAACAAUCGUAAAUUAAUCGUAAUUAUUCGCAGCGAGCCUAAGAAUUUUACAAUUGUAUAUAAAAUCUGUGUUUUGUAAGUUUUAAGUCCUUGCGAUUUUUGUUAUUUCGAACACGGUGUAGAAUCGUUGCCGUAUCAUAUAAUGAAUGCGUAAUAUUUAAUAGAUUUUGAUGACAUACAUUUUCUUCGAGAUUCUUUUUUGGAUUAGAUACAGCGAUUCUUCGUACAACGUUACACGUGACAUGCGAAAAUACGAUCAAUUUAAUGAGAUUUCAACGAACUAGUGAAUAAGAGGAAUCGGAGCAGAUUUCGUCUCUCUGUGUGCUACGUAGAUAGAUAUUAAUUCUCAACGUAACGAAUAAAAUGACAUUUAAUGCGCGCCAGAUCUUGUUAGCAGUUAUAUAUAGCCGGUGCUGUCUAUAAAAAAAUCUACAGAUCAAAGGAAUAUUUAUUAGAUAUCCUUUCUCAUAGUAGGAAUCACGAUAUUUUUAGAGUUAUUCCGUAGUUCGAACAAAAUAUCAUAUACAAUGCUUCCGCAAGCUGAAGAUGCGUCCGAUUAUGUUCUCGGUGGCAAUUUUGAAUAGACAAAUUGAAACAAUACAUUAAUGCAUAUUUGAGACAGUAUGACAAUCGAUUUAGCUAUGUAUUUCAAAUUUUUAAAGCAACUUAUAUUUAAAAAAAAAAAAGAAAAGAAAAAAGAAAAAUCUGAAAAGAUUUUUAUCUAUAAAAGUUCAUUUGAUCAUAUAAAAUGCGCUGUAAAAAGAUAUUUAAUCGAUGCUGAAGAAUUACAAAUAGCUGAAUCGAUUUUUUUUUUAACUUGUAAGUGAAUGCGCUCACUAUUCGUAUUUCGAUAUCGUAUACCAAUCACCGGGUAUAAAAGCACCGACGGAAUACCUUCCAUUUGUUCUGUCUGCGACACGCUACGCCACCGAGUGCAUUGAACAAUACGAGUACAGUUAGUUAAUGAUACACAUGUUAAAAGAUAGACGAGAUAUUUGCUCGUUUUUCGUAGAGAGUAGAACAUUGUCGUCUCGCGUAACUCUAUCGCGAUAGCGAGUAAUGAUUCUCACUAUUAUACAAUCUUCAUCUCUCUUUGGAAUCCCGAACGAAGUUUUAAACCGAUCGAUUCGGUGGCGAAAGAGCCACAUUAAAGUGGUGGAUACUGAGAACUAGAAAAUAAUACGUAUGUCCUUCGACCUUGACAAUCGCCCAUCCUUCCAUGGAUUUAUGGCACUACCUUGCCAAUUGCUUGCGAAGGAAGAAAAUGGAACGCGAUCACACUUUGGGCGUAACAAUUUGCCAUGCGAGAGUUUUAUCGCAUAAAAUUCUAUAAUUCGAAAUUUCUCUUCCAAUAGUGUGAUCUUUUUUUUAUUGCGUAGUCUUGUAAAAUAAAAUCUUUAUAAUAAUUAAAAAACGUGAUAUUAAUAUAUUGUAUAUAUUUUUUCAUUGUUAUAUAUAUUUAUAAAUUAUUAAAUUGUUAUUAAGUGCGUGUGUAUGCCAUAUGUUAAGGAAUCUCUAUUGUUAUUUGAAUAACAGUUAGCGAAUAACACAGCCAAUAUAGAAAACGCUGUCUAAUAAAAUUAUGAUGUUGAUUCAAUCUUGUCAUAGGUGCGACUUAGGAUUAAAACAUGUUGGAUGUUUUGUAUUAUAACUUUUAUCGCAACAAAAUAUUUGUAUCUUGUGUCUGAUCGCGCUUUAUUUUCUUCCGUCUUGUCGUAGAUCGCGCUUACGACAGGAAGGAUGCGUUUUCAUCCUUAACUGGUAUUCUCUUAUUCUUUUUUAAUACAACACAUUUCACACAUAUUUAUUUUGAAAAUUUAAUUAUAUAAUAACUACAAAAUUUUAAUUACGAAAUAACUGCGCAAUUCUUCAAAGAUCCUUCAAAAGAGACUGCUAAUCCGUAAAAAUAUAUCUCUCUCUUUCUCGUAUGUAUUAAAAUCGCAAUGACAUCACCAGUUAAGGGGCGAAAUCCCAAAACGCGUAGCGCGAUCGAGGAUGCGAUCCACCUUGCUCAACGUAAGAUAUUUAGGCGCUUCUUCGUAAGAGCGAACUUUGCGAAGUCGAAACUCCUAGGAAUUUAAUAUUGCGAAUGCGCCGAGCGUUUGACCCGCUUCGGUUGCUGACCGAUCGAUUGUCGGGGAGUUGCAAGCCGAUGGACUACAUUUUUAAACGCCGAUGCGUUUACAGAUACAUUUACAGAUACAUUGUAAAGUAUCAAGUAUCGUACGAGAUUAGAAAUUAAUCUGAAAAAUAUGGAAUCGUUAAUUUUUUCUCAAGUAGCAAACUUAAAAAAAAAUUUUUUAUAAUUUUGUAUAACUUUUUUUUUGUUCUUAGAAAAACUUUGGCAAUAAUUAAUAAAUAUAUUGAUUUAAUAAUGCUAUGUGACAUUUUGUAUAAAGAUAAAAUUGAUAUUAAAAAAUUAUCAAUAAAAAAAAGCUGGUUUGCAUUAUAAAUAUCCGAUAUUUAAUUUAUAGAGAGAAUCUUUAAUUUUUUAAAGAUAAUUUUAUUAAUAAUUUGCGGGAUUUAAAUACUAUUUUAAUAAUCUUCCGACGAUCGAUCGAUUAACGAAUCGAUACGUAAUAUGCUGCACAGUACGAUUGCUAUAGGUGAUAAGAAAAUCGAUUAAUCGUUGAAAACUUAUAUAAAUAUAUAUAUAUAUAUAUAUAUAUAUAUAUAUAUAUAUAUAAUAAGUAAGUUAGAUAAAUUAAUAUAAGAUAUCUUUCGAUCAUCGCCAUGAGAAGAACUUCAAUCAUUUCGUUUCUCUAAUCAACAAUCUAUAAAAUUGAACUUAAUCUAAAUUAAGAAAAAUCUUACGGAUAUUUUAAUCAUGAAAAAUGUAUUGCGGUAAUAAUUGAUGUAAAGAAAACUAAUUUUUUUUUUAUAAAAAAUAUGAAUCACGAAUGAUAUAAUUAUAUAAUUUAUAAUUUACAAAUCAAAGAUCAUAACAUAUUAUAUAACGAUAUUAUACGAUGUGAAAGAUUUAAAUUUUUUUCUUCGUAUAAGUUUGCAAUUAGAUAAAAUGCGACAUGAACGCGACUUGAUAUUGUAAUCGAAAGAUGCGAUUGUAAAUAGUUUUAAACUGUUAAGUAGUAAAUUGUAAGGUUUAACGGAUCGAAGAAUGUGCGAAAUGGUUAAUCCCGAAGUCCAGUAGUGCUAACGAUGGCUGUGAUAAGAAUAAGAAAAUACUAACGAGAAUGCAAAGAGAAAAACAAAACAUACUAGCAAAACAACCGAAUUAACGAAGCUUAUCUUCCUUUCUUUUGAUUUAAUUGAUUUUUUAAAUGCGAGAUUUAAAUUAAUUUUAAAA
Cataglyphis hispanica is the source of this 5691-nucleotide messenger RNA. RefSeq names its product sex-lethal homolog. Gene Ontology annotation, molecular function: poly(U) RNA binding; mRNA 3'-UTR binding; poly(A) binding. Lineage: Eukaryota; Metazoa; Arthropoda; Insecta; Hymenoptera; Formicidae. Bases 713 to 1633 code for a protein of 306 amino acids. Gene Ontology annotation, cellular component: nucleus; cytosol; ribonucleoprotein complex. The transcript is spliced from 6 exons. The record is from RefSeq and is a predicted model, not a curated record.